Messenger RNA from Ficedula albicollis (Collared flycatcher), 1599 nucleotides. Its product is annotated as gamma-aminobutyric acid receptor subunit gamma-3. Gene Ontology annotation, molecular function: GABA-gated chloride ion channel activity; benzodiazepine receptor activity; GABA-A receptor activity. Gene Ontology annotation, cellular component: neuron projection; GABA-A receptor complex; dendrite membrane. The coding region runs from base 1 to 1455 and encodes 484 amino acids. The record is from RefSeq and is a predicted model, not a curated record. Gene Ontology annotation, biological process: monoatomic ion transmembrane transport; regulation of postsynaptic membrane potential; gamma-aminobutyric acid signaling pathway. The transcript is spliced from 9 exons. Lineage: Eukaryota; Metazoa; Chordata; Aves; Passeriformes; Muscicapidae.
AUGGGGGAAAACAAGAACAAGGAGACCUUUGUUCUUGAAUACAUGAGAAGAGCUUGUGAUGCUAUAAGCAAAGUUAUUAUUUUAUGUGAAAAAAGCGUAUCCCUGCAUGAAUCCGUCCAAACAAAACAAACAGAACCUCCACAGCCCCUUCUGGCUCAAAAGCUGGAGUUUCCCUGUGUCUCCCUGGCUCAGUUCCCAGCUGCACAGAGCCAGUGUCGGUGUUCCCUAAGCUCAGGCUGGAGGAGGCAGGGGUGGGUGUCCGGCCAGGACCGCGGCCGCAGCGGGGAUGCAGGGGGGGAGAGGCGGGACCGAUGGCAAGUGGUCGCCGUGGCAACAGGGAGGGGACCAGCGAGGGAAUAUCAAAUUGAUAUAUUUUUUGCCCAGACGUGGACAGACAGCCGUCUUCGCUUCAACAGCACCAUGAAAAUACUGACUCUGAACAGCAACAUGGUUGGCUUGAUCUGGAUCCCUGACACGAUAUUUCGUAACUCCAAGACGGCAGAGGCUCACUGGAUCACCACCCCCAACCAGCUCCUGCGCAUAUGGAAUGAUGGCAAGAUCUUGUACACCCUCAGGCUCACCAUCAAUGCUGAGUGCCAGCUGCAGCUGCACAACUUCCCCAUGGAUGAACACUCAUGUCCUCUGAUAUUCUCCAGCUAUGGCUAUCCUAAAGAGGAAAUGGUUUACAGAUGGAGGAAAAAUUCAGUGGAGGCUGCUGACCAGAAAUCAUGGAGACUCUAUCAGUUUGACUUUAUGGGUCUCAGAAAUACUUCAGAAAUUGUGAAAACCUCUGCAGGUGAUUAUGUAGUCAUGACUAUAUACUUCGACUUAAGUAGAAGAAUGGGAUACUUCACUAUACAAACAUACAUUCCCUGUAUAUUAACAGUUGUUCUUUCCUGGGUAUCCUUUUGGAUCAAAAAAGAUGCCACACCAGCAAGAACAGCACUAGGCAUCACCACAGUAUUGACCAUGACAACUUUGAGUACCAUUGCAAGAAAGUCAUUGCCCCGUGUUUCCUAUGUCACAGCCAUGGAUUUGUUUGUGACUGUAUGCUUUCUAUUUGUCUUUGCUGCUCUGAUGGAGUAUGCCACCCUCAACUACUACUCAAGUUGCAGGAAACCAAACUGUACUAAGAAGAAAAAGUCGCUACCUGAUGUAAGUUUUGGUCAUGUAAUGAAUUAUUCUGUACUUGAUAUGAGACCACCAACAACAGUCAUCACAUUGAACAAUGCCAUGUAUUGGCAAGAUUUUGAAGAUGCAUGUGUCUAUGAAUGUCUGGAUGGGAAAGACUGCCAGAGCUUUUUCUGUUGUUAUGAAGAGUGUAAAUCAGGCUCAUGGAGGAGAGGAAGGAUUCACAUAGACAUCUUAGAACUGGACUCUUACUCCAGGGUCUUUUUCCCUACAUCCUUCCUGCUGUUUAACCUGGUCUACUGGGUUGGAUACCUCUAUCUUUAAAUGUUGCCUGCAGCAGUGAAGACUGCUGCGUUUUCUCACAGAGGACGGAUGGUGAAAGUGCAGAAAAAGUGAAGGACACAGUUUCAUCUCAAAUUAUAAAGACCACAUUAACCUUCACCAUCACAGAGCCUGAUGAAGAAUUUU